GUUUGUUCGUCAGUUUGCCAGGACGUCCACGCAACCUGAAACAAUAGUUGCGUCGUCUCAGUGAAAGUGAGAGGUUAGGGCAGCCCAGGCGUAGACCAGUUUUUGUGAUGGUAGCGUCAGUCGCCGUCAAGAUGUUGGCAGCCGUGGUUCUGUGCUGUGUGAUGACCGCUGUCCUGGGACGACCCUAUGAUCCUGAUGAUCCAAACCUACAGUCAGUUCUGCCCAGCAAGGACACCGCCUUCGAGGCCUUCUACCCUCGCGAGGCUUACGGCGUUGAGAACGGCAAUUCUCGUCCCAGCCACGGCCAUGCUUCUUUCUACCAACACCGGCAUCCCGCUCUGGUGGACACCAACAACAGUCCGGCCUACGGGUUCAGGUUCGACGGUAAACGACGCUUCAACUUUGACGAUGAGGAGGACUAAGCGACAAUAAACGCUUCAA
This is a messenger RNA of Macrosteles quadrilineatus (aster leafhopper), 441 nucleotides long. RefSeq lists its product as uncharacterized. Lineage: Eukaryota; Metazoa; Arthropoda; Insecta; Hemiptera; Cicadellidae. The record is from RefSeq and is a predicted model, not a curated record. The transcript has 3 exons. The coding region runs from base 108 to 422 and encodes 104 amino acids.